AGCCCUAGAUUUAAGGUAUUUCUUCUGGAAGACCCCAGAAGACAAUGGCUUCCACUCUGAUCCUGGGUCUCCUGCUCCUGAUUCCAGCUGCAGCAGGCACAGAAUGGGGUGAUAAUCAAUGUCCAGCAUGUGGAAUGCCCGGUUCAGAUUUUGAGGGGCAACGGGAACUGCUGCUCAACUUGGCAAAGCAAAGUAUCCUGGAUAAAUUGCACUUAACUCAGCGUCCAACAUUGAUCCACCCUGUGUCCAGAGCCACCCUGAGGACUGCACUCCGGCGCCUUCACAAUCCCCAAGGAAGAAUUCUGUCUGGUACCAGUUUAGGGGGUUCUGAGAUUGGAGCUGAGGGACAGGAGUAUGAGAUCAUCAGUUUUGCUGAGACAGGCUACUCUAUUGCCAACAAGACGGUGUUGGAUUUCCGACUCUCCCCAGAUCAAAUCAGAACUAGCUUGGAGGUCCUCCAAAUCAGGUUGGGUUUCUUCUUGCAGAUUCCUCCCAAUGGCACAUGGAGUAUGCAUGUGAAGGUCCUAGUACCUGGACUACAGGACACCAAUCUCAAUUUGACCAACCAGCAACAGCUAGAGGUGUAUUCCAGUGGCUGGUACCAGUUCCUCCUGGGACCUGAAGCGCAGAAUGCUUAUAGUCAGGGACACUUAACCCUAGAAUUGGAGCCCAAAGGCUGGGGCGCCCAGAGCCCAGUUGUCUUGGACAAGGAUGCCCAUCAGCCCUUUAUCAUAGCUCGGGUGAGAACUGGAGAAAAGCACCGACUCCAUCGUCGAGGGAUUGAGUGCCAAGAUGGGUCUCAGAUGUGUUGUCGACAAGAGUUCUUUGUCGACUUCCGGGAGAUUGGCUGGCAUGAUUGGAUCAUUCAGCCUGAAGGUUAUGCCAUGAACUUCUGUACAGGGCAGUGCCCACUCCAUGUGGCAGGUAUGCCAGGAAUUGCUGCCUCUUUCCACACUGCUGUGCUCAACUUGCUCAAGGCUAAUGGGGCCCCAGGAACAGCAGGAGGAGGCUCCUGCUGUGUGCCUACUGCCCGCCGCCCUUUGUCCCUUCUCUACUAUGACCGUGACAGCAACAUUGUCAAGACUGACAUCCCAGACAUGGUGGUGGAGGCCUGUGGCUGCAGUUAAUGUGUAUAAAGGGGGAGGAGGACAAAGAGAAGAAGUCCUCACAUAUAUUCCCUUCUCAUCUCAGGCAGGUUGUUCACAAAUUCCUGACACAACUCAAGAUGGGGAUUCAUCUUUCCCAACAAAAUUCUGGAAAUCCUUUGACUUUCAUCCUGGGUAUUUUUAUCAAGGCAAUCAGUGGUACAGUGAGGGCAUAAAGCACUGAGCCUGGAAUCAGGAAGACAGAGUUCAAAUCUGGCUUCAGAAAUUUGCUAUUUGUAUGACUGGGCAAAUUGCUUCAUCUCUGUGGUUUCCCCAAUUAUAAUAUGGGAAUAAUAAUAGUAUUUACCUUGAAAGAUUGUUGUGAGGAUCAAAUGACAUAAUAUUUGUAAAAAGUGUUUAGCGUAAUACCUGGAACAUAAGGGCUUUAAAAAUGCUUAUUCUGUUCCCUUUCUUGUUCUCCCACAUUCUCAGCCCUUGAGAGUCAACCCAUCAUCUUCUUCAGAAGACAGUUUAGAGCAAAGACUAACCUCUCCUCUUUCUCUCUCUUUCUCUGCUGAGACAAUUGGGAUUAAGAGACUUGCCCAGGAUCACCCAGCAAGGAAGUAUUGUCUGAGGUCGGAUUUGAACUCAGGUCCUCCUGACUUCAGGGCAGGUGCUCUAUCCACUGCCAUCUAGUUGCCCCUAAUCUGUCUUCAACUCACAGAUAUUAUCUAUUUCCAGAACUUUCAUUUAAAGGACCUUCUUUCCUCAUAUACCCAGCCAAAAAGAUCCUUUAUAUCCAUCCAGUGGUUAGGUCUCCCUUGUAUUAGUCUCCCUUACUAGAGGGUUAUUCUAUUCUUCAGUCUAUCCUGAAGCAGGAGACUCCUGCAUCUCCACCUCAGAGACUCCCUUCUUACCCUCUUCCAGACAGAGAUCAUUAUCCUUCAUAACUCACUGAUUGCAUAAGUAUCUCAAUAGACCACCCCUCCUCCUAAAUGAGCUGACCCAGACCCUUCCCUCCUUUUUGAGGGUGGAAAGAUAGGUACAGAUGGGCCUGGAUCUUGAAAAAUAUACUGCCUUGGAAAUACAUACCUACAGCUAUCCCCACCUAUUAGCAAUAUCUAUCUAUAUCUACUUUCGAUAUCUAGAUAUAUCCUAUCUCCUAAAAAUUCCUCCUAGUUAAGGUUCAUCUCUUUUGCCGAUCAUAUCUGUAGUUUCCUUCCUUUCCCUUUCUUCUUCUCUACCUCCCUACCAAUUCUUGACACGCUUGAUUUCCAACCUCUCUAUGCCUCUUCUGCACCAUAUAAAUCUUUUCUCUAAGGCAAAGCUAUUUGUGCUUUCUAUCAUACACUGUACUUCAACAAUCUUCUCGGGUCCUCCCUACUCUAUUCAAACACCACUGAUCUUGUUGCUGGAUACCAAUAAAAACAGAAACAAUUAAAGUUUUGAAGCCCUAUAUUUGAUAUUUCACCUUGUCUUCUAAAUUCAUGUCCCUACAAUGAAUUAUCUUUCCAUUAUCUGGAACACCAUUGAUCUGUGAGGAGUAAAGGUAAGAGAGAGGUGAGACUUCCUAUUAGAAAGGCCCUAAAAUAGAAAUAUCUAAUAGACAGGUACCUGCUGUCUCCCCUUUCCUUUGUGAUUUGUCCUAACAUAUUGAAGUCUGCAGGGCAAUCAAUUGCUUAGUCAAUGGUUGGAUGAUAACCUAUUGUGCAUUCACAUUCUGCUGGACAUGGUGGUUGCCAAGAUGUGGGCUGUAGACCCCUGGGGGAUCAUCCAACUAUUGCAAGAGAACCAUCUCAUUAAAUGACUCAGUAUAAUAGAUAAGCAAAAAUACCUUGUGAAAAUAGAAUAAUUUGUCUCUACACGUAUAUAUGACUACUUUUCAAAUGUAUGUAGCUGUUAUUGUGAUUAAUAAAAUAGAAGUUCAUGUAAAUGUGUUCCUAAAUCAUAAUAGCUUUUUUUUAUGUAUUUUUUAAAUCAGUAGAUACUAAUAAAUAGUGCAAAAUUCCUACCA
Antechinus flavipes (yellow-footed antechinus) is the source of this 3099-nucleotide messenger RNA. RefSeq names its product inhibin subunit beta C (gene INHBC). The record is from RefSeq and is a predicted model, not a curated record. The transcript is spliced from 2 exons. Gene Ontology annotation, biological process: BMP signaling pathway; SMAD protein signal transduction. Bases 45 to 1127 code for a protein of 360 amino acids. Gene Ontology annotation, cellular component: extracellular region. Lineage: Eukaryota; Metazoa; Chordata; Mammalia; Dasyuromorphia; Dasyuridae. Gene Ontology annotation, molecular function: hormone activity; cytokine activity; growth factor activity.